Molecule: messenger RNA, 705 nt
Organism: Rotaria sordida
Lineage: Eukaryota; Metazoa; Rotifera; Eurotatoria; Philodinida; Philodinidae
Source: the annotation of a GenBank genome assembly
AUGAGAUUACCCUUUCAAAAGACAAUAUGUGGUUAUUGUGGUGAAGAAAUUUUUACACGUUAUGCUGCUACGUAUCAUAUUAAAUAUAAACAUGCUGGUAUGGCACGUAAUUUUAUUCAAAAUAAAGCUGAUGUUACUAAAUAUUAUAUUAAUCGAGCUAAGAAAGAAGAAGAAAAAAAUCAAUUUAAAUUAGUUGAUACUCGUCGUGUUAAAGUUCCAACACGUAAUGGAAAAUCAGUUCAUAAUCAACACCAUAAAAUGGAUACUUCAAUAGAAUGUCCUAUUCAACGUGAACGUUCACCUCCUCCGCCUCCUCCUCCUCCUCCUCCUCCUUCGGCUCCAUUACCAACUUUUCAACCAACAAAAUGUCCAUCGUCUACUUCGCCGACAAACAAUUCACGAGUACCUACAACUCCUGACUAUCGAUUUUUAUUAGCUUGGUCAUAUUAUUUAGCAUCACAAGCUACUUGGCUUUCACCUAUACUUCAACCACAACAACAACAACAACAAAGUCAAUCAUCACUUUCUUUACCAACUGAUCCAGAAUCAGCUGCAAAAUUUCUAAAAGCUAUGGAAACAGCUAUGAAUCCGUUAAUAACAAGACAUGCAUUGAACAACAAUAAUAAUGAACAAACUACAAAUGAAUAUGACUUUGGAAUAAAAACUACAUCAGCUAUUAUUAAAGAUGAACCAAAUGAAUCUUAG